AUGGAUCAAAGUUUAACAUCUGAAAAGCUCAAUUUUUUACAUUCGUUAUUGGAUAAAGAGUUGGAAGGAUUGAAGGAGAGCUCUCUUUCAAAUAGUGGAAUGAAACAAGCAAACUAAAUUGACAAUCAGUCAAAAUAUUAAUAGAAUUAGAGAUUUGCAAUAAAUUAAAUGUAGAAUCAACAAGAAAAAUCAGUAAAAUCGUAAUCUUCGAGUAUUCACUUGAAUAGCUCUUUGAAUAAUUAAAGAGAUCCUUUGCCAUUAACUCCUUUAGAAUCUUCAUUAAAUAUCUCUCGCUAAAAUCAUCAAAGAUCUAAUAGCUAAACACCAAUAAAAGAUGAAUAAAGUAUGCUUUAUAAGUAGUACAAUAGCCAUUAAGGAAUAUAAAAUAAUGCAGAUUUUAGAAGCAAAAAUAACUUACAGAUUUAUCAUGAUACUAAUUAAAACAAUAAUGAAAAAAAUACUUAGAUUAAAUUUAAUUCUAACUAAUAAGACAUAUCAAAAAAUAUUAGAAUGAGCCAUGAUUUAUAAGAACUUCAAAAUAAAAUAAUGAACUUAGAAAAGAAAAUCACUUGUAUAAAUAAUCCUCAAUUCGAAGAUAAAGAAAAUUCAUAUUUUUUCCAAGAAAACGAAAUAGAAAAGAAAUAAAUUGAUUAAAGAGAAUUAAUUGAACAUAGUUUUUCUAAAAAUAAAAUUCCUACUUAUGACCGUCACGAAACGACUAUGGAAGAUGACUAUAAUUACAGAGAGAAAAAUGAACAAUAAAAUAAGAAUAAUAUGUUCCAUACAUUUAACAAUUAUAUCAACAGUAAUCCUCAUAAUUAAGCUUAAACAGAUGAAAGUCAUAAUAAUAAAAAAGUUGUAAGAUAUAGUAGUACCAACAAUUAUGAGGAAAGUUAGGAAUUAGAUUGCUCAAAUGAAAGUUAUAAAUAAUCCUAAAAAGUAUUAAAAAAAAAUAAAUAAGAAAAGCUAAAGAGUCAUGAGCAUCACAGUGAAGUUGAUAGAAAUGAACAGGAUGCAGAAAUAGAAGAAGAUACUCCUAUGAAAAGAAAAUAUAAGAAUAAAUAAAAGAAAAGAGAUCCAUCAAACGAAUAUAAUUCUUCUAGAUUUAACACUGAAACAAGUGAAGGCUAAUAUGAAAAUAAAACUAAAUCGAUGAAGAGAUAGCAUUCUUCCUCAGCCUCUUAAUUAGCUAAUGGAGCAAAAAAUUAAAGUAAACGGGAAAAUUCUAAGGGAAGAACAAAUAAAUUUUAGCUGGAGAAAAAAAUACAAGAAGCUGAAACUGUGCUUAACAAUUCUAAAAACUCUAUAAAAAGGUCAUUAAGCAAGAAUAACUCAAUAAAUCGUAACAAUUCUUUGAAAAACAUAGCCAAUAAUGGAAGUUAGGUGAGCUUAUAAAAUGCAACUCAUAGCGCAUCUAAAAGAAACAACAGUAAUAGCAUAAAUAAAAGUUAAAAAAAUAUUGAUUAAGUGAUUAGCAAUCAUAACGAAGUCUAAGUCUUAAACAAAAAAAUAAUGCAGCUAAAAAAGCAAUCUGAGCAAGAUAAGUAGCUUAUAAUCAAAGAAAGACUUCGAAACAACGAACUAUAAGAAGAAAUAGAGAAACUAAAUAGAAAAAUGAAGAAAAUGGCUAAUUAGAUUGAGAAAUCUAAUGCUCUUGAAGAGGAUUAUAAAAAGUUAAUGCAAUCCUUUGAAAAAUCAGAGUAUAUUAGACAAUAAUAAAAACAAUUAAUUACAAAUUUAAAAAAUGAGUUAGAUCAUUUUAAAAAGCAUCAACAUAAUUCACAUUAACAAUCAUAAGAUUCUAAUAUAAAUGAAAAAAAGAGACCUAGUUCAAAAAAUAAAUAAAUUAUUUGA
This is a messenger RNA of Tetrahymena thermophila SB210, 1854 nucleotides long. RefSeq lists its product as hypothetical. The transcript has 2 exons. NCBI's taxonomy places the organism in Eukaryota, Ciliophora, Oligohymenophorea, Hymenostomatida, Tetrahymenidae. The record is from RefSeq and is a predicted model, not a curated record.